GUGUCGUCAUAUCUCUGCGUCAAGCCAACAUGGCGGCGAUUCCAAUAAUACAAUAAUAAACGAAAUAACGCUCCGUUAAGGAGCCAGUCAGCAGUAAGGAUGAUGAGGCGUCUUCCCUUCUAUUGGAUGAGGCGGAGAAUGACCCAUCUGCUCGCUGCCCAAGACUGCUCUGGUCCUUGUCGGCCCUUUCAGUCCAGUCCUGAAUGGCACGGCCCGGCUCAGCCCAGCGCAGGUCCCCCUGUGGACCCCCUUCAGGACUCAUCUCUGGGUCUGGGAUCCAGGUUCAAACUAGCCCUCCAACAGUACGGAAAGGUUCUGAUUCCAGUUCACCUGAUUACAUCAGCUGCCUGGUUUGGCUCAUUUUACUGCGCUGCUAUGAAUGGGAUGGAUGUGGUUCCACUUCUGGAGAUGGUUCCAGGUUUUCCAGAGAGAAUUGUGGAUCUGCUGCAGAAUUCCCCUGGAGGCCACGCCCUCACUGCCUACACUUUGUAUAAGGUGGCCACACCCGCCAGGUAUACGAUAAGUCUCGGUGGGACCUCGCUGUCUGUCAGAUACCUCCGUCGCCAUGGCUACAUGACCCCACCCCCACCUGUCAGAGAAUACCUGCAGGACAAGAUGGAGGAGACGAAGGAAAAACUGAAAGGUCGAAAGGACAUGAAAGACAAAGGUGACAAAAGACAGUAACAAAGACCAAGAACCAGGAACAGAGACUGGAGGAU
Sphaeramia orbicularis (orbiculate cardinalfish) is the source of this 719-nucleotide messenger RNA. RefSeq names its product family with sequence similarity 210 member Aa (gene mims1a). Gene Ontology annotation, cellular component: mitochondrion. NCBI's taxonomy places the organism in Eukaryota, Metazoa, Chordata, Actinopteri, Kurtiformes, Apogonidae. Bases 100 to 684 code for a protein of 194 amino acids. The record is from RefSeq and is a predicted model, not a curated record. The transcript is spliced from 4 exons.